AUGGUGCCUCGCUUCUCCAACAAGUUUCCUAUCUCGCCGUACCAAAACAGCAAGCGGCUGAUCCUGACCAAACUCUUUGGCAACAGGCCGUUCAAGUUGCCGCCAUCCUCAAACAUGAUCUUCCGAUUCAUCCUUGCCGUCGUGGCCGUAGCGGUUCACUUAGGCCUUGCCACCUCCGCCGUUGUUGACACAGAAGGAUGGUCUCCCUCGCACAAGCACCACCGCGUCAUUGGUCGUCGCGGGGGACCCGGGCCGGGACAGGUCUCGCUCGUCACGGCCACAGUCAUCGUCACCGUCGGCGCCUCAACCACGACCGAAACCCUGUCCGCCACCCCAAAGCGCACCCACCCCUGCGGGGCAGCAGGUUCGACCGGCAUCAUCGGAACCGCGGGCGGCACGGGUGGCAGCAGCAGCAUCUACAGCAACAGCACCACCGUGACCCUCAGCUCCACCCAGACCGUCACCUCGACUCUGACAACCGGCACCCUGACGGUAACCAAAACCGUGACGGUCCCAGCUGGUAGUAGCAGCACCCCUGGCGCCAUGCAAACCACCACCAGCGUCAGCAGCAGCAGCAGCAGUUCCUCCUCGUGGACCUCGUCCUGGACCUCGUCCUGGACCUCACGGAGCACUUCCUCCUGGACCUCCUCGUGGACCUCCCAGACAAGUUCCAGUUCGUCCCAGUCUGAAUCGGCCCCCGAGCCGAGCAUGGUUUCGACAACGCCCAUCAGCAUCACUACCUCAUCAUUCUUGUCGUCUUCGUCUUCGUCUCCCGCGGCCAGCAACAGCUCCUCCCCGUCAUGGACUACGAGCACCUUCUCGCAAAGCUCGCAAGCAACCGAUCCUGCCAGUACCACACCUCAUCACGCGACGUCUCCGAGCACGCCCAGUCCCAUUAUUAGUAGCACUACCAGCACACCUGUCACCGCCGGUGGUGCUCCGAGAGAAACGGGGGUGCGUGGUGGACUUGUCCUGGGCGCAGCUGUUGCCGCGUUGGUGGCUGUGGUGUGA
Canariomyces notabilis is the source of this 1011-nucleotide messenger RNA. RefSeq lists its product as uncharacterized. Lineage: Eukaryota; Fungi; Ascomycota; Sordariomycetes; Sordariales; Chaetomiaceae. The transcript has a single exon. Bases 1 to 1011 code for a protein of 336 amino acids. The record is from RefSeq and is a predicted model, not a curated record.